AAAAAAUAGCAUCUUGUGAGUAGUGGGUAGAAGGGAAGAUGGAACGAACCUACAACAUCACUACGUUUACUCAAUAGUGUCAAAAAAUGGAUUACAUGUAACGAAUGACAGUUUUGGCAUUAAUCGAUUAAUGCAGUUUGUGGUCAAUGAUGGCAAUCUCCCCUGUUCCUAAAGUUUUGCUUUGAUUUCAUUUUGCCAAAAUGAGUCACUUGGGCAGCCAAGUCUCCCUAGGGGCUGGAGCCUCUAGUAUGGCAAUAGACCAAGAAAUCAAAUCUUCCUCUCAGUUCACUCUUAAAGUCCACCUUCUGAAUGGCAGUUUUAAUGUAAUUAAAUAUGGAGAUGCAACGGAUAUCAAAAGUAUCAUUACGUUAUUGACAAGCAACAUGGGUAGUCAACAAAAUAGUCAGCGACCAUUUCAACAAAUGUAUGCAAUACGAUUAACACAUCCUAGCUCUAGGGUAGCCUACUGGUUACACCAAGAUAUGAAUAUGUUCCAGGUUGAAGAAAAAUAUAUCUCUAAACACCCAACUGAAGAAUGGAACUAUGAAUUAAGGAUACGCUACCACCCCCAGAACCUAAGUGAAGUGUUUGAACGAGACCGUGUGACAUUUUACUAUUACUAUGAUCAGAUUGCAAGCGAUUAUCUUGCUAAACAGCCAACUGAUACUGAGCAAGAGCUUGCAGUUCAGCUUGGGGUUCUCCACAUGAGAUAUUAUUUCAAAGAUAUGGCUCAUGUUGCUCUAGAUAGAAAAAGUAAUUUUGAAUAUGUAGAGAAGGAAGUUGGUCUGCACCGAUUUAUACCCCGUUCUGUUAUUGAUGCUGCCAAACCAAAAGCUAUUCGUAAAGCCAUACAAUCUCAAUUUAAGAGUGUAGCAAAACUCAGUGAGCGUGAUGCAGCAUUCCGGUUUUUGGAUUUACUUCGUACUCACAUGGAGUAUGACCAUGAGCGCUUUCAUGUGUCUCUGGGUUCUGGAUGGUCUAUACCAGUUGAACUUGUGAUUGGUCCUAGUCUUGGUAUCUCCUAUGUCACUCACCAAGCCACCACUCCAACAAAAAUGGCAGAGCUCUCGAGUAUUAAAGCAAUUCAAACUCUAAUGACUGAAUGUGAAGCUCAUCGCAAGGCUAUGGUGCAGCUACGUGUAGCUGGAACAUCAGAAUCUCUAACUGUAACUUGUGCUUCAAUGGAGGCAGCUGAGAGUCUAGCUGACUUGAUCGAUGGAUAUUGUAGACUCUCAGCAGGCACUAACACUUCACUAUGGAAUCGUAAAGCGGCUCUUUGGAAACGUUAUCCAUGUCCUUGUGCUGCCACUAAAGAUGCUCAUAUGUCCAAACCUAAAUCUGGCGGACCCACUCUGACUGAAGAUUAUGCUGAAAUUGUUGAUGAAGAGGGUGACUACUCCACGCCUGCUACUCGUGAUUAUGAGUUGGUUCGCAAUCAGGUAGAGCUAGGAGAAAUAAUUGGUGAAGGACAGUUUGGGGAUGUGCACAAAGGAAGUUUCCGAUCCAACAAAGAUGGUCAUAUUGUUCCUGUGGCCAUUAAAACUUGCAAACCUGAUGCAGAUCUUGCUACUGCUGAGAAAUUCUUGGAAGAAGCUUAUAUCAUGCAGCAGUUUCAUCAUCCCCAUAUAAUUCGAUUAGUUGGAGUUUGUUCUGAUAGUCCUAUUUGGAUUGUGAUGGAGUUAGCUAGAUUAGGGGAGCUUCGGGCGUAUCUUCAACAAAAUUCAGCACGUUUGGACCUUGCUACUUUACUGCUAUAUUCAUUCCAAUUGAGCACAGCCCUCUCUUACCUUGAGUCCAAAAAAUUUGUUCACAGAGACAUAGCUGCUCGAAAUGUAUUAGUAUCAUCUCACCAUUGUGUCAAGCUAGCAGACUUUGGAUUAUCUCGAUGGGUAGAAGAUCAAAGUUACUACAAGGCGUCGAAAGGAAAGCUUCCCAUCAAAUGGAUGGCACCAGAAUCUAUUAACUUUAGACGAUUUACAACUGCCAGUGAUGUUUGGAUGUUUGGGGUAUGCAUGUGGGAGAUCCUUAUGCUUGGUGUGAAACCAUUCCAAGGUGUUAAAAACAACGAUGUUAUUGGCAAGAUAGAAAAUGGCGAGCGCCUUGCCCUACCAGCUCGCUGUCCUCCAAGACUUUACAGCCUUAUGUCGUCAUGUUGGAGCUAUGAGCCCUCUAAAAGACCAAGUUUCAAGGACAUAAAAGAAGUUUUGAAUGAGAUUUUACUAGAAGAGAGAAGCCAGCAACAAGAAACAAUGCGGAGAGAAAAUAGAAGAGUUCAGGCUAUGUCGUGGGGUUCUUCAGGCUCUGAUGAUCCUCCUCCACCUAAGCCAUCUCGCAUGCUCCAGGCAGGCAACUUGCCAGACUGCUCAUCAACUGCAUCAUUGAACACCUCAGCGGUUGCUGCUCCUAAUGUGCAAACGUAUAUAGUUGCACAAAACCCAGAAGUUUUGAUGCAAUUGAUGAGAGAAAAUGAGAACCGUGCCCUGAACCCUGCUGUGUACACAACUCCAGCUUCAGCAUUCAACACAUUAGCGGUAGAUUUCAAAGACAAAGGACCUUCUCAUUCUACUUCCACUUGUUCCCUCACCCAAAGUCCUCAUUUAUCAAGUUCUCGCCGUACGCUUGACUGUGUGUCACCAUCUACCUCUUUGGGGGCAGUGAGCGACGGAGCCUCAUCUCCCAUCAUGCGCAAAUCUCUUCCUCGUAACAAAACUAAGCAGGUUACAGCUCCUAUGGUGGCGUCUACUUCUUCCUUGAAAGAUGAUUCAGAUGAUGCCUCUACAUGCUCUCAAUUAUCUAUGACAUUGUCUACUCAUUCAUCUACUGCGCUGGAUCAGACUCCUACACAAGGCCCGACGCCUUCUACUAUAUAUGGUGAUUCCGCUCUUGACACUGAAGCAGAAUCAAGAAGACUUGAACAGCGUUUGAAGCAACAACAGAAGCAGUCGGAAGAAGAUGGAAAGUGGCUUGCUGAAGAAGAGAGUAAUUUGAAAAAGCGUCUUUCCAUGGUUGGUGCGGAAGGAGAAGAAGCAGCAGCGCUCAGUACUGGCUCCGUGAGCCGCGGUCCGAGCCCUGAUCACUCUGAACAUUCCACUGCUUCUUUAGAUAGGGUAAUUGUAGUCAAGAAAAUGGAGCCAACACCUACUGCUGAUCUUGACAGGACAAAUGACAAUGUAUAUGAAUGCACCACAACUGUUGUAAAAGCUGUUAUGAGUUUAUCACAAGGUGUCCAACAAGGAAAUGUUGAAGAGUACCUUGAUCUUGUCAGGCAUGUAGGGGUUGAGUUGAGGGCAUUACUUACCAGUGUUGAUGAUUUAGUGCCGCUUUUCCCAAUGGCUGCUCAUAGAGAGGUUGAGCUGGCUCACAAAGUUCUUAGUAAGGAUAUGAGUGAGCUGGUCAAUGCCAUGAAGUUGGCCCAAAGCUAUAGUACUACUACCCAUGAUAAUGUGUAUAGGAAGGGAAUGCUCUCUGCUGCUCAUGUCUUGGCAAUGGAUGCAAAAAAUCUCUUAGAUGCUGUGGACUCAAUUCGAAUUCGGUAUCCAGAUGUUGACCGCAUCAUUUGUAAUGGUGGAAUACCUCCCCCUGAGCCAGCUCCAGAAGGACCUCUGGGGCAGGCUUCAAGAGAAAUUGAUUCAGCUGAGACACCAACAAAUCCGUCGGUAUGUAUAACAGACAGUGUUGUUGGUAUUGCUGUCCCAACAACGCCACCACCACCAGCUGAUCCAGAACCUGAGCCACUGCCACAUCCAUUAGAACAGCCAAUUUAUGUUGCGUCCGGGAUACCAGUUAAUCAUCUCCAGAAAGUUCAUGCAAGUCAGGCACCUACGAGGGCAGAUUGUUCAUGAUCUCAUCUGUGACAGGAAUAACUUCGUUUGUAUCUUCCUAUCACAUAGGGACAGCUUUAAUGUACCAAACAACAGUCUUGAAGUUCCGAAAUGUAACUUUAAUUCUUUAUGUUGCUCUUCAGUUAUACUUUGUUUCCCAGUUUAUUCUGCGCUCUUAGCUCUUUUUUUAAGAAGACAUGUUCCAACAUUUUCUUUAUGUUCUAUCUUUUCCAUAAUGCAAAUGAAACUUAACACUCCUUCCUUUACAAUCUAGUGUAGGUGUUUUCAAAAGUUUGGUGUAAGUUAAAGAAGUAGGUACACAAGUUAAGAGAUGUUGUCUUCCUUCAAACUAAAGGCAACAUUGUAAAACCGGAGGCAGUGUUGUUUCUGUAUUGUUUGUUUCUAUUUUUAUAGAAAAAUUACUGAAGAUCAAUAUGCAGUAUUGAUAAGAGAAGGCCUUGUAUUAAUGUGCUAUUGUGAUAAUUGGAAGACUAGUCAAUGAGACCAAGUGUCAUUCCGCUCAACACUCAGUCUGAGGAUAUUGUUUCCUGCUUUAUCUUGGGGAUGCGAGGACUAGAAUUAUAGUACAAAGAAGUAGGCAUUUAUGCCUGUGCUUCCACUAAUGUGCUUAAUCGUUUUACACACUAUUUUUCCCUUCUUACUUGAGUUUUCACUGAUUUGGAGGAAUGUGGGAUUUAUUUUGUGUUUAUCAACUGUUCCUUAUCUAGAACUAAUCAUGUUGAUCUGCUUAUUUUGGAUUAUGGCUGUUUUGUUUGAGUAGAAUGAUCAAUUGAUUCUUAGGCUGAUUGUUUCAGAUGUGUGUUGGUUUUACAUGAGACUGAAUUUAUGUUUCAUCUAUCUUUAUCUUCUCCCCACCCUUUUUUAAAAAUGUCAUAUCUUUUUUUCCCUGCUUUUUUAUCUUUUUGUUUUGUCUUGAGAGUUCUAAUGGACUAACUGGCUAGAAGUAAAAUCAAUUAAGUAGUCAAUCCCAUCUCUUUGUGUUCUUUUGAACUGCUUUCAUUUUUCAGAUUCAUCAGACCGAAUAUUGUUCCUGUUGUGUAGAUUCAAUGACAUAUCAGUACGAUUUUACUAAGUGCAAUAAUGUGUUCAGGAAGGCUGUUUUCAUCUAGGGGAAUAUCUCAUAGCAAGCUACUGUGUUUAGAAUCCUUACAUCAGUACUUAGCAAUUUAUCUGGGACUGGCAUCAUUUUUUCAAGCUUGAUAGUUGGUAGUUAACAUUCUCCCUUCAUCUCACUCAGUAUACCACUUUUGUCCAUUUUAGGGUUUUACUAUACAUACAUUUGUAGUCUAAAGCCAAAAAUAAAGUGUAGCUAACUUUCUCAAUCAGAGAUAGGGGAGAUCUUUCCUCUGUGGUUUUACAAUUACUGACAAUGACAUUUAAAUUAACAUUAUCUUAUCCAAUUGAUUGUAUUGUAUUAGUGUUUUCUCUUGUCCCCAGAUUUAGUAGUGUAGUGUGGUUUGAUCAGUUUCAUGCGAGAAACUAACUCAUUGUUUCAAAUAAUUUAGUCAUUACCACUAUGAAUAUAUUUACGUCUGAAAUAUUGUGUAUUAUCGUAGAGCAUAAUGUGAUGCAGAAAGAUUAUGAAUACUCAAUAUCUACCAUGGAAGUAAUUUUAAAAGAAAAUAUGAAAAUCUAUGUAUAUUGUAUAUCUGUAAUUCUUUUAUUAAUUAAAAAAAAUAAGAUCUGUUA
Molecule: messenger RNA, 5531 nt
Organism: Frankliniella occidentalis (western flower thrips)
Lineage: Eukaryota; Metazoa; Arthropoda; Insecta; Thysanoptera; Thripidae
Gene: Fak
Product: focal adhesion kinase 1
Exons: 22
Coding region: 201-3842 (1213 amino acids)
Biological process (GO): signal complex assembly; protein phosphorylation
Cellular component (GO): focal adhesion; cytoskeleton
Molecular function (GO): ATP binding; protein tyrosine kinase activity
Source: RefSeq, a predicted model, not a curated record